UAACUUUCGACUUUAGAAAACGGUGGACGUGUUUCGUAAUUUGUAAAUAAAAUGAAAACAAAAAAAAAACCCGAAAAAAACUAAACCGCAUGACAAUUGUUUAAGCUAAUUAAAAAGUUAAGUAAAAAAAGGUUAUAAAAUACCGAAACGAUAUAAUGACAGAAAACAAAAAAAUAAAUUAAUUAAAUUGCUUAUGAUAACAAAAAGUGAUAAAAAUACCAUAAGUAAAAAAAUAAACUUAUAUUCAUAUUGCGGUUAAUUUUCGAUAACCAUCAAGACUAAAUAACGGGCGUGCCAGGGAACGUCACACACUUGGCUUUACACGAACUUUAUUUCUCGCUUUGCAAGUCCUAGAAUAUUAUUGAAAAUGUAAAGAAAUUUGUUCGAUUGUGUUUUCAACGUUUCUUAUAAACGAUUUAGUCAAAAAUUAAACAAAUGCUCUCAAUUAAAGCAAUACAAAAAAAAUACAUUGGUUUUUGUUACUAUUGUGUGACAAAUUGACAACAUUUUCGUUUCGUCGCCAAGCUGUUGCAAAAAGGCAUAUAUGCCAGCACGUUUUUUACGUGAAUAUUGGAUUAAAUAUAAUUCUUUUAAUGUGCUACGCUUGCUGCUUUUACUCUCACAUGAGUGAAUAAUAAUUUUACUCUCUUCACUAUUUAUGUUAACUAGAUUGCACAUUAUAGAGGGCUUAACGAUUCCUACUUAUCACCUUAAAGCAUGAAGGGUUGGUUCGAUGCGUUUCGAGACGAUGGCGGACCUACGCUAUAUUCGUUUUCGAAUCGUACUCCCGUUACAGGGGACGUAUCUAUCGUAGCAGUUUCGGUUAUGUUUGCAACAUUUUAUGUUGCAUUCUUAGUUAUUUUUCCAGGUGUAAGAAAACAGAAAUUCACAACAUUCUCGACCGUCACACUAAGUCUUUUUGUGGGACUAGUCAUAUUAAUCACAAGACUUGGUUCAGCAUGGCAUGUUGCAAAUACAACAAUUAUAGCACCAUACAAAGCAUUCUCGCGUGAGAAAUUACCCGCUCGCAUAGGUACUCAUAUUGGCUUAAUGCAUGUCAAUGUAACAUUGACUGCUGUACCUGUCGGCAAUUGGAUACAACCUGAUAUUGAUUAUAAUGAACGUUUCACUUGGGAAGGUGCUACCGAUAUGAGUACAAAUUAUCGUAAUGCUCUGAAGCGCGGUUUACCGUUCCCCAUAUUAACGGUGGCUGAAUAUUUCAGUUUGGGACGCGAAGGAUUUUCAUGGGGUGGCCAAUAUCGUGCGGCUGGUUAUUUUGCGAGCAUUAUGUUAUGGGCAUCGUUAGCUUCAUGGCUGUUAAUGAAUUUAUUACUUAUCGCUGUGCCACGCUAUGGUGCCUAUAUGAAGGCUUUAACCGGCGUUUUGCUGAUAGGCACCAAUGUGGGUUAUUAUUGUUUAUUGCCAAAAAGACCGUUAACGAUUUAUCUCGAGGGUGGCCGUUUGGAAUUUCAUUUGGGCUGGUGUUAUUGGCUGUUAAUGGUUGCCGGAAUUUUAUGUUUUAUUGCUGGAAUACUGAUAUCCAUAAUCGAUUUGGUAUGGCCUCAUACCUUUUCAACAGUGCUUGAGGUUUACUACGGUACACCUUAUGAUCGUCACGUGAUAUUGGAGGAAUCCAGCGAUGUUAGGUAUCGCAAGCGUAACAGUCGCAAUUUGGAAGAUCCUACAGGUUUAGGAUCACGUAUUUUAAGACGUUUAUCGUCGAAGACAAAGGAUACAACGGCAUCGUCACAGCGAGCUAGCACCAGUCACGCGGCUAACGCAAGCGUCUCUGCAACGACGCCGGGCGUUGAAAACAAAGCUUUUCAAAAUGAUGUACCGAAAAGUCCGUGGCGUUAUCCAUUCCGAAGAGUUCAGCAAUUGCAAUCGCAUCCUAGGCAUAUGCAACGCACUUUAAGUCAAGAGUCGGGCUCCUCGAUAGCUUCAGCGUCUAUACAAAUUUCGCCAUUACAUAAGCAUGCCUUGGCCAGAAUGCUACCACAUCCACCCGUCGAGUAUAAUACUAGAGGAGCUACGGAUCGUUGGUGAUCUCUCGCGUGCACUUUAUUGAAAUAGUUUUUUAUUUUCAUUUUUCAUUUUUUAUUUUUUAUAAAUAUAACAAAACGAACGUAACUUGUAUUUGUGAUUGAUAUGUAUUAGUUUAAUUGUUUUUGUUUUUUUGUUUAAUUUUUUUUUUCGAUAAAUUUUAUGUAUUGAUUUAAAUUGUACAACAAAACAAGAGCCAUUUACUUAAUUAAGAUUUUUCGCUUUAAAUUAUUUAAAAUAGGGUUUUUUUUUUGCUUCGUUUUUUUUGUUUACAUAAUUUUUUUUUUUCUAUUAUAGCAAAAAUUUGUAAUUGUUUUCAAUUUUCCACAUUUAGUGAUAAGUGAUGAUAUAUUAUUGUGAUAAUCCUUCAAAUAUGAAAAUAUAAUUAUUAAGCAAUUGUUUCUAAUGCUCGCUUGUUUCCCUAGGGAUUUUAUUCAUAAAUAAUGCUUUCAAUUGAAAAUUUUUAAUUGUUAAUUUUUUAAUUCUCGUUUUCGAAUGUAAAUAAUAAGACCGGGAUUAUUGUUAGAAAUUAUGAUUUACUGUGUGUGCGUGUGUGUACAUUUCUUUUUUUUUUGCUCAAAUAAUAUUUGAGUGUCUUUUCUCUAAGUUAUUUAUUAUUCAUUUUUUAUUUUUAUUUUUUUUCAUUUAAUUUAUAUAAGUAUUUUUUCCAUAUUUCGGUAAAGAGUAAAUUAAUUGCCUUAUGAAUGCUGAGGAUAGAUACGCCUGUGUUCUUGUAAAAAUUUUCAAUUAUAUUCUAAUUUAUAAAUUUUAAUAGCGGACGAGAUUUACUUUUCGCUACGUUUCAAAUUAUUGACGGUUUGAAAACGUAUUGAAGUCUAAUAAAAUUUACUUAUGUUUUAUAGAAA
Messenger RNA from Glossina fuscipes, 2909 nucleotides. RefSeq names its product dual oxidase maturation factor 1 (gene mol). Gene Ontology annotation, cellular component: endoplasmic reticulum membrane. NCBI's taxonomy places the organism in Eukaryota, Metazoa, Arthropoda, Insecta, Diptera, Glossinidae. The record is from RefSeq and is a predicted model, not a curated record. Gene Ontology annotation, biological process: protein transport. The transcript has 8 exons. The coding region runs from base 718 to 2046 and encodes 442 amino acids.